Dermochelys coriacea (leatherback sea turtle) is the source of this 5176-nucleotide messenger RNA. RefSeq lists its product as uncharacterized. The record is from RefSeq and is a predicted model, not a curated record. Gene Ontology annotation, biological process: regulation of transcription by RNA polymerase II. Gene Ontology annotation, cellular component: nucleus. Bases 1 to 4806 code for a protein of 1601 amino acids. Gene Ontology annotation, molecular function: DNA-binding transcription factor activity, RNA polymerase II-specific; RNA polymerase II transcription regulatory region sequence-specific DNA binding. NCBI's taxonomy places the organism in Eukaryota, Metazoa, Chordata, Testudines, Dermochelyidae. The transcript has 12 exons.
AUGGCCAGAGACCUGAAUGAUGAGUGGGGAGAUGUUAGACAUAGGACCUUACUGAAAGUAAACUGGAAACUAGAACAGUCUGGGGCAGGUGGGAUUGCGGCUGGGGAACAGGUCCUGAGUGGGGAACUGUGGCUGUUUCAGGGGCUGGUGACCUUCGAGGAGGUGGCUGUGUAUUUCACAGAGGAGGAGUGGGCUGUGCUGGACCCCGGUCAGAGAGCUUUCUACAGGGACGUCAUGCAGGAGAAUUACGAGAGUGUGACCUCGUUGGGAUUUCUCAUUCCCAAACCCAAUGUGAUCUCCCGGCUGGAGCGAGGGGAAGAGCCGUGGGUCUCGGAUCUCGAGGGCUCCAAGGAAAGGGGGAACUUGAGAGGUGCCUGCAUAGGAUUUCCAAUUUCCAAGCCUGAUGUGAUUUCCCAGUUGAAAGGGGAGGGCGAGCCGUGGGUCCCCGAUCGGCAUGGCUGGGAUGAGAAGGAGAACCCUCGGGGCGCCUGUGCAGCUGUUACUGUGGUUUGUUUCCCCCUACACAUUCCCUUCCCUGACGUUUCCUGUCUGGAUUCUCUCUCUGUCCCAGCAGGUGCGGGCCCGGCCUGUGAAAAUGCUCAACACCAGGGUCCCCAGCAAGUGGAGCUGUGCAGGACGCCGUCCGUGAAAUCCGAAGGGAAUGUGUCCUGGACCCCGGUGCAGGGGAAGCCGCACCCAAUGUCAUCAAUGAAAUGCGAAGGGGGUCGUGAACAGGAGGUCGUCUGUGCGAGCUGGGGCAGGUUAGAAGGGCAGGAGGGAGCCCAGCCCACUUCCCCCGGUGGAGGCAGCGAGGGCCACAGAUACAUCCAGGUCCUGCUGAGCCUCCAGCCGGAGCAGCAACAGCGGCCAUGCCCCGAGUGCGGGAAGAUCUUUGUUGACAGCGCUCACCUCCUGCGCCACCAGCGGCUGCAUGCCCUGGAGAAGCCCUUCCCCUGCCCUGACUGCUGGCGGGGCUUCCUGCGGCGCUGCGACCUGGCCGUCCACCGGCGCUCCCACACCGGGGAGAUCCCCUUCCCCUGCCCCGACUGCGGGGAGGGCUUCCUGCGGCGCUGCGACCUGGCGGCCCACCGCAAGAGCCACAUGGGGGAGUGGCCCCACCAGUGCCCCAAGUGCGGGCGGCGCUUCCGCAAGCGCUCCGUCCUGGUCAACCACCAGCGCACCCACCUGCAGGAUGAUCGCUACAAAUGCCCCGAGUGCGGCCAGGGCUUCAAGUGGCCCGGCCAGCUGGAGAUGCACCGGUACAGCCACAUGGAGGAGAAACGGCACACCUGCUUAAAGUGUGGGGAGAGCUUCAGCCAGCGCUCCCACCUUCUGGCCCACCAGGGCAGCCACCUCGGGGAUGCCCCUUACCACUGCGCCGACUGCGGGAAGGGCUUCGCCCAACAUCCAGACCUCAUCCUCCACCGGCGGAGUCACACCGGUGACCGGCCCUUCCACUGCCCCCAGUGCGGCAUCGGCUUUGGCCGCAGCUCAGACCUCAGGAACCACCAGAGCGUCCACGCGGGCCAGCAGCCCCACAAGUGCCCCGCAUGUGGGAAAGGCUUCCAUGAGAGGGCACACCUGGCUGCCCAUCAGAAAAGCCACGGCGGGGAGGAUUUCUACCUCGGCGUUGCCUCAGUUUGGACAGGCCUUGUCUGCCCGUCGUGGCCACUGCCCCAGCUAGUGGUCACAGCCGUGGCGACACCUGCCAGCGCACCUUCUAUUUGCGUCUCGGGUGGGCACAAGCAAUGCUACGAUGCGCCAAACCUUAUCGGUGCUAGGAGCGUGCACCAGCACAGCUACGUCCCAUCGCAGACAAGACCUCAGCCAGGCGUGGAAAUGUACUCAGCUUACCUGGCAUUGAGACAGGCAGAUGGAGGAGCCGUCAUGUUAUCCCCGGGCAGCCUCUUCUAUGGGCACCACCCGGUGGGCUCGGUGGUCCCAGGACAGGUGGCAAACCAGACAGACGGGCUUCCGGUCCUCCUGGCAGAAGAGCUUCAGGGCUUCCCCGUGCCGCUCGCACACCCCGGCCCCGGCCGGCCCCGGCCCGGCCGCCGCCUGCGCCCCGAAAUGCUUGACGAUCUCCACGAUGUUGGCCAGCUGCCGGUUGGGGCGGAAGAGGCGGUGGGGCACCGGCUCCCGGCACUGGGGGCAGCACAGGCUGCGCUCCGAUUCCUCCCAGCACUUGGUGACGCAGGCUCGGCAGAAAUUGUGCCCGCAGUCCGAGACCAUGACCGGGUCCCGCAGGUACUCCAGGCACACGGGGCAGGUCAGCUCGUCCUGCAGGCUGCGGGCCGGCCCGGCCGCGCCCUCCAUGGCUGCAGCGGCAAGCGCUCAAAGGGACCCUGCCGCCUCUGCCGCCUCUGCCGCGGGGCCCGGGCCCGAGCGGGGCUGGCUCCGCUCCGCGGCCAGCCCGGAGGAGAUGCCAAUCGCCGGGCAGGAAGCCGAGGAGAGGGGAAGGCUUGUCUGGGUCCUGCAGCAAUAGACGGCGCAGCGCUCUCUGCAGCUGCGUCCAUAGUGACCCAAGAGCCAGGACCGAGCAGCUGCUGCGCCAGGGAAAGACCUUCAGCAAAGCGCCCUCUGCGCCCAGCCCAGAUUGGGACUUUCUCCGGUGGCUGGGACCUGCGCCGGGCUCUGCCCACACCAGCUCCUGAGCCGGAGCCUGCAGAGGCCGGCGACCGGUGGAGGAGGCAGGAGCCGUGUCCCACCAUGGAGCAGUACGUGCUGCUGGACCCCCGGCAGAGGGCCCUGUACAGGGAUGUCAUGCAGGAGAGCUACGAAACCCUGAUGGCCCUCGAAUUUCCAAUUUCCAAGCCCGACCUGCUCUCCCGGCUGGACCGAGGGGAUGAGCCGACAGCCCUGGAUCUCCACGUACCCAGAGGUGGCCGGACAGCAGCAGACAGCACCGCCAGUGGGAAAGAAGAAGAGAAACCCCAGCAAGCGAGCCCAGAGGAGCCGGCCCCGGGAAAAGCCGACGGCACUGGGAAGGCUCCCCAAAGCCCCAAGGCAGGGGAGAAGCCGCCGGCUAAUAGCGGGGAGAGCCCCAACACCUGCGCCGAGUGUGGUAAGACCUUCAGCCACAAGUCGGCGCUGGCCAAGCACCAGAAGAUCCACACGGGCGAGAGGCCCCAUGAAUGCCCCGACUGUGGCAAGACCUUCAUCCAGCGCUCGGACCUGACCAUCCACCGGCGGGUGCACACUGGGGAGCGCCCCUAUGCCUGCCCCGACUGCGGGCGCCGCUUCAGUGUCAGCUCCUCCCUGCUGACCCACCAGCGCACCCAUGCGCCAGGCGGAGAGAAGCCCAACCGCUGCCCGCAGUGCGGCAAGAGCUUCGCCGACCCCAACGCCCUGGCCCGGCACCAGAAGAGCCACCUGGGCGGCAAGCCGUACGAGUGCGGCGUCUGCGGCAAGGCCUUCGCCUGGAGCUCCCACCUGGAGCGGCACCAGCGCAUCCACACGGGAGAGAAGCCCUUUCAGUGCGGGGAGUGCGGCCGGGCCUUUGCCUGGAGCUCUCACCUGGACCGCCACAUGCGCACCCACGCGGUGGCUGUGGAGGAGGAGGAGGAGGCCGAAGAGGAAGCUCCGCCCCCGCCUCAGAGAUGCGCCGACUGCGGUAAGCGUCUCAACCACCAGACGGACCCCCAGCGCUUCAAGCACAAGGGGACACAGACCCAGGAUGGCGGUGGGGUGGGAGAGGGGCCCCACCAGGUGGAGGAGAGUGGCCCCGAGCGGCCCCACCGCUGCCAACAGUGCGGCAAAUGCUUUAGCCAGAGCUCGAACCUGCUCAAGCACCAGCGCGUGCACACGGGCGAGCGCCCCUACGCCUGCCCGGACUGUGGGCGCCGCUUCCGCUGGGGAUCGGCCCUGGCCAAACACCGGCGCACCCACACCCGGGAAAGGCCCGCUCAGGACCCGGUGCCGGCCCGUGACGCCGGCAAGCCGUACCCGUGUGGGGCCUGCGGGAAGAGCUUCGGCUGGAUCUCGCACCUGGAGCGUCACCGGCGCAUCCACACGGGAGAAAAGCCCUACCGGUGCGGGGAGUGCGGGCGGGCCUUCGCCGUCAGCUCCCACCUGGAGCGGCACCGGCGCAUCCACACUGGUGAGCGGCCCUACCGCUGUGGCGACUGUGGCAAGAGCUUUGCCGUCAGCUCCACCCUGCUGGCUCACCGGCGCACCCAUGCCACCCGGGAGGGGAGGCCUCACCAGUGCCCUGACUGUGGCAAAGGUUUCACCGCUGCUGCAGCCCUGGAGCGGCACCGCCGGCUGCACCGGGGCGAGAAGCCUUACCAGUGCAGUGUCUGCGGCAAAGGCUUCGCCUGGAGCUCGCACUACGACCGGCACCAGCUCACCCACACCGGAGAAAAGCCCUUCCCCUGCGCCCACUGUGGCAAGCGCUUUGGCCGCAGCUCCCACCGCAACCGGCACCAGCGGGCCCACGCCCAGGCCAGCGCGGAGAAACGGCACGUCUGUCCUGACUGCGGCAAAGCCUUCAACCUCAGCGCAGCCCUGGCGGCCCACCAGAGACUCCAUGCCGCUGGCACCGACAGCCCACUCUCCCUGCUGCCGCCCACCUGGUGGGAGGCCGAGAAGAGGACCGGGACGACCACGUCAUCGCCUGAGGCCUGGGCUGAGGAUCCGGCCACCCGCUUCCAAUGCCCUGUCCCCUCCGCUUCCCCGACUGCCUCCCCCCAGGCCUGGGCGACCAAGUCUCUCUCAGCUCCCGGCGCAUGGAGGCCAGGGGAACGGGAGGCCAGUGCUGCUGCCCCUCCGGAGAGCUGGGCCCAGCAACCUCCUCCCAGCUCCUAACAUGGCUAAGCAGGGUGUGUGUGGGGAGGGGGAACCCCUGUCUUUGGAGAGAGCCAGAAACACCCUCUGCCCUGGAUGGGGCUGGUUGGGGGACUGGCAUGUUCUCCCCCCAGCCAGGGGAUUCUCUGCGGGUGAAGGGGGGGUGGCAGUUUGCCCCCUCACACCGGCAGCAUGAUUCAUUGCUGAUGCAGAAAAAUGGCCCUUGAGCCGCCUGGUAGCUGAGACCCUCUUCGACCCACAACCCCAAAUGCCAUAGGGCCAGGGGGUUCCCCCCACCCACCCCAUACCCAGGCAGAAAUGAGAGCUAGAAGAGAAGGGGGUGGAAGGCUGGGUCUGGGAUAGGGACUAGAUAUGGGGGGAGGUGGGGUGG